Messenger RNA from Pectinophora gossypiella (pink bollworm), 1018 nucleotides. RefSeq lists its product as uncharacterized. NCBI's taxonomy places the organism in Eukaryota, Metazoa, Arthropoda, Insecta, Lepidoptera, Gelechiidae. Gene Ontology annotation, molecular function: nucleic acid binding. The transcript has 2 exons. The record is from RefSeq and is a predicted model, not a curated record. The coding region runs from base 36 to 989 and encodes 317 amino acids.
GUUUUGUGCUUAUUUAAUGCCAGGUAUCGUCGACGAUGUCGUCGAUUCCACCUAAACCACCGGACCCAUGUGCUCGCGUGCAGGAUAGUGACUGUUCUGGCCAGGAAGUAGAGAUGGCUGAUAUGCCGCCUCCAAGCCGUAAACGCCGAGACGAUUUAGACACUAAUAUUGAUAUCCCCAAAAAAACUAAAAAUUCUCCAUCUGACUCACUGCAAAACAUUUGGGUUCAUGAAAGCUUCGCCGACUCGAAAAAAUACACUGAUAAUGACGACGGUCCCUUCAUUGUCCAUGUAUCUCGUCAGGAAACUCACCCCAAAGCAGAUUCUUUGAGCUGUCUUUAUGCAAUCGACUCAAACCAAUUUACCUCCAUUUCUAAAUCACCUUUAAUCUUACAAGUCAGAGAAAUCUUAUAUGAUUGCCACAUUAAUAACAUUGAAGUAGUCAUUGCCUGGAUACCAAGCCAUACGGGAAUCAGAGGUAAUGAAGUAGUUGAUUCAUUUGCUAGGGAAGCAAUAACGUCCGGAUGUGCCGAUCAUUAUCAGUUUUACGCGCUUGAUCUCGCGUGUAUGGCGAAAGUAGAUUUAAAUAAAGCUUGGCAAAAAAGUUGGGAUCGUUCCAAGCAAGUAAAAGGGCGGUACUACGGAGAUAUCCAACCUGAAAUUCCCUCAAAACCAUGGUUUUUCCGUUAUCGCUCGGCGGACAAACAAACCACAUCGGUUAUAUGCCGGCUCCGUAUCGGCCACGCGUGCACCCCACUAAAUUUAUUUAAACUGAAGAUACGAAAUUCUCCCAUGUGUGACUGCGGAACUGAAGAAGGCUCCACAGAUCACAUUUUCUUCAACUGCCCCUUACAACCUAUUUCUUUGUAUGAUAUCCUGCCAUCGAAAAUUCCCAGGCCCAUCAAUAUGAAAUCCCUGCUUUUAUUCACUAACACGCCUUUCAUUAGACUAUUUUGUAAAUAUAUUCAUAGAUGUGACAUUAAAUUAUAAUUAUCUGUUAUACUGACCAAAUAUUAAAU